AUGCAGCCAACUAUGAAUAUUUCUGAGAUGGCACUAGAUAACAACUUCACUAACAGCUCCUUCAACUGUGCAGUUGACAACUUCAAGCAAGUCAUUUAUCCCAUCACAUACCUCAUUAUCUUCGUCCUGGGUGCUGUUGGAAAUGGCCUCUCCAUUUAUGUUUUCUUCCAGCCUUCACAGAGAAAGAUCUUAGUAAAUGUUUACAUGCAGAACUUGGCUGUGUCAGAUCUCAUGCUUGUAAGCACUUUGCCCUUUCGGGCCACGUAUUUCCUUUUGGGAUCACGUUGGAUAUUUGGUGAUAUUGUCUGCAGGAUCAUGACUUACACCUUGUAUGUGAACAUGUACUGCAGCAUCUAUUUUCUUACUGUGCUCAGCAUGGUUCGGUUCAUAGCCAUUGUCUACCCAUUCAAACACUGGAAAGUAGCCAACAUGAAGUAUGCCAGGAUAAUAUGUGCAGCCAUAUGGAUCAUUGUUCUUGUAGCCUCCAGUCCCCUGUUAUGCAACAAAAUAGCUGGAUACAAUAACCCAGUCAAGUGCUUGGACCUGCACCCCUCCAAUGCACAGAGACUCCUUGUGAUGAACAGCUUCGUCCUCGUUGUGGGCUUCAUUCUGCCAUUUUGCACAAUUAUUGUCUGCUAUGUCUUUGCAAUCAAAGCAUUGCUCAGGUCCAGGACUCCACAGAACAAAAAGACAAUCUGUCACAAGAAGGCACUGUCAACUAUCAUCAUCACUCUCAUCCUCUUCCUCAUCUGUUUCCUGCCAUAUCACAUACUGCGAACUGUCCACCUGAUGCACAGCAGCUGCAGCCAGGCCAACCUGCCCAUGCACAAAGCACUAGUAGUCACUCUCUGCCUUGCUGCCAUGAACAGCUGCCUCGAUCCCAUCCUUUACUAUUUUGCUGCUGAAAAUUUCAAAGCAAAAGUCAGAAGCUUGUACUGCAGGUAG
Molecule: messenger RNA, 945 nt
Organism: Indicator indicator
Lineage: Eukaryota; Metazoa; Chordata; Aves; Piciformes; Indicatoridae
Gene: CYSLTR2
Product: cysteinyl leukotriene receptor 2
Exons: 2
Coding region: 1-945 (314 amino acids)
Biological process (GO): G protein-coupled receptor signaling pathway
Cellular component (GO): plasma membrane
Molecular function (GO): G protein-coupled receptor activity
Source: RefSeq, a predicted model, not a curated record